This is a messenger RNA of Symbiodinium natans, 630 nucleotides long. The record is from the annotation of a GenBank genome assembly. Lineage: Eukaryota; Dinophyceae; Suessiales; Symbiodiniaceae.
AUGCACCUCUCCAACAGCUCAGUCUCAAGCAUUCUCAAGUCUCAGUGGCAUGAAGUUGCAGACUCGGCACAGGAUUCGCCUCCGGCCAUUGGAUGUGAGCUUGCAGGCGACGGAUCAUGGGUUGUGGGAAUUGUGGGUCGCUUGGUGAAGCGAACCCCUGCGGUCAACAGCGACAAUUCGAGGGCACUCGAGGUCUGUGGGUCUUCAGGUUUCGUGCGCAAAAAUGCGCAACUGCCGAGGGCUGGGUUUGUGGGAGCUUCUCGGUAUCUUGUUCGAAUCGUUGUCUCCGUUCGCAUCUCUCGUCCUUGUAGCAGUGCGAUGCCCGAGGCAUCUUCGUGUCUGCGACGGUAUAAGAUGUCAGGAACGCCUUCGCUUCCACUCGCUGAAGAUCCAAGUGGACCAACUCAGGGCAGAGCUCAUCCUCGAGGAUGCCCCUGUGGUGCGUUUGGGUUUCCCAUCCUGACCCUGCGCAUGGACUCUGCUGAGCGUGCUGAGUUUCAGGACGAGCCGGUCGCAGAGCCCGCAGAACCAGUGGACCAACCACCGCAGCAGCAGCCGCAACAGCAGCAGCAGCAGCAACAACAGCAGCAACAACAGCAGCAGCAGCAACAACAGCAGCAAAGUUCUUGA